UGCACCCGCCAUGUGGAAGGCAGCCGUCUUAUCCUUGUGUCUGUUAGUGGCACUGGCAGACAAAGCGCGGUCCAAUGAGGGUCAGCCUUCCUUUUAUGGGGUGAAACUGUGUGGAAGAGAGUUCAUACGAGCUGUGAUCUUUACCUGUGGUGGUUCUCGAUGGAGGAGAAGCAUAGGAGACUCAGCUGCUAUGGGAGAAGAAGCUUUUGAUCUGUGGAACACAGCUCCUCUCUAUCAACUCUCUACCAGUGAGCAGCAUCCUGCAGAAUCCCAAGCAUGGAGUGACCAAUCGCUGGAUGUGGCAUCUGUUUCUGCAGGAUUCAGCCGCCCUGCCCGCUCGCCAGUCUUAGACGAGGUGCUGGAGGCUCUCCGGAGUGCAGACAGGAAAGGACGCGAUGUGGUGGUCGGACUGUCUAAUGCUUGCUGCAAGUGGGGCUGUAGCAAGAGUGAAAUCAGCUCUCUGUGCUGAAUCUCAUUUCUUCAACUGACACCUUCUUGUUCAGAUAAAAAGCUCUACACUUUUAACAUGUGAUUUCUUCACAAGAAGAAUUCUUAAACUUCAUCCAGCUCACUGUCUCUGUGUUGACUCCUGAUGAAUUCAUGUGAAUGUCUACUAAAACUAUGUUCUAACUAUGAUUAUUAAGGAAUGAUAUAUUUGUUUAAUAAAGC
Messenger RNA from Salarias fasciatus (jewelled blenny), 669 nucleotides. RefSeq names its product relaxin-3-like. Bases 11 to 469 code for a protein of 152 amino acids. The record is from RefSeq and is a predicted model, not a curated record. The transcript has 2 exons. Gene Ontology annotation, molecular function: hormone activity; G protein-coupled receptor binding. NCBI's taxonomy places the organism in Eukaryota, Metazoa, Chordata, Actinopteri, Blenniiformes, Blenniidae. Gene Ontology annotation, cellular component: extracellular region.